GCCCCGGGUGCAAAGGGAGCGGGCUGUCAUCGCGGCAUCCCCCGGCCGCCGAUGGCCCUUCUCCUGGGGAAUUAGCCCGGACGAGGGGCGGGCCGGCUGCCUCUCCGGGCGCUGCCGAGGGGCUGCCCGGCCAGCUGCAGGGGGAGGGCUCGGGGGGCGCCCACCCCCCACCCCCUUUUCAAUUUUUUUGAUCUUUCCUCCUCCUUUCCCCGAAUGAACGGCUCCGCCUGAAGCCCCGGGAAGCCGGGCUGGCCCCAGCCUGGUGCCCGAGGGGCAGGCGGAGCCUCCCCGCGGGCACGAUGCCCGGCCGGACCCUGGUGCGCUACCUUCUGCUGGCGCUCUGGCCCGCAGCGCUCAGCGCCGCCGCCGCCGCCGGACAGCCCCGUCUGCGCCUGUCCCACCGCGAGCUCUGGGAUUUAAACAGGACAUCAACCUUUCACAGCCCUUUCGGAUACCUUGACCUUCGUGUAAUGCUCCUGGAUGAAUAUCAAGAGCGGCUAUUUGUGGGAGGGAAAGACAUUGUGUAUUCCCUGAAUUUGGAUCGAGUCAGCGAAGGCUAUAAAGAGAUACGGUGGCCUAGUACAACCCAGCAAACAUCGGAAUGUACAAUGAAAGGAAAAGAUACUAGUGAAUGUGCAAAUUUUGUUCGGGUUCUGCACCAUUACAAUAGAACACAUCUUCUGAUCUGUGGUACUGGAGCAUUUGAUCCCCUCUGUGCCUUUGUUAGAGUUGGACACCAAGUGGAGGAUCAUACAUUUCAGUUGGAAUUGAACAGAUACGAGAAAGGAAGAGGCAGAUGUCCAUUUGACCCCAAUUCCUCCUUCAGCUCUACUUUAAUUGGUAGCGAGGUGUAUACUGGACUCUACAGUGACUACUGGGGAAGAGAUGCUGCUAUCUUUCGAAACAUGGGCCAUUUAACGCUUAUCCGGACAGAGCCUGAUAAUGAGCGACAGCUGAAAGAGCCUAAGUUUGUGGCCUCACAUAUGAUUCCGGACAAUGAAGAUCGAGACGAUAACAAAGUAUAUUUCUUCUUCACUGAAAAGGCACUAGAAUCAGAAAACAGCGCCCAUGCAAUUUAUAGUAGAGUUGGCAGAGUGUGUGUGAAUGACAUGGGAGGACAAAGGAUUCUAGUAAAUAAAUGGAGCACCUUCCUCAAAACCCGAUUGGUCUGUUCAGUUCCGGGACUGAAUGGAAUCGAUACACAUUUUGAUGAACUGGAGGAUGUGUUUUUGCUGCAAACAAGAGAUAACAAAAAUCCAGUGAUAUUUGGUCUCUUCAACACAACAAGUAACAUAUUUAGAGGCUAUGCUGUGUGUAUCUAUCAUAUGGCUAAUAUUCGGGCUGCUUUCAAUGGACCAUAUGCUCAUAAGGAAGGGCCAGAAUAUCACUGGUCACUCUACGAAGGGAAAAUACCUUAUCCAAGACCUGGUUCUUGUGCCAGUAAGGUGAACGGAGGAAAGUAUAGUUCCACCAAAGAUUAUCCAGAUGAGGCUAUCCGGUUUGCAAGGAAUCACCCACUGAUGUUUCAUCCUAUUCUACCAGUCCAUAAGCGACCAAUCUUGGUAAAGACCGAAGGAAAAUAUAAUCUCAAACAAAUAGCAGUGGAUCGAGUGGAAGCUAAAGAUGGGAAAUAUGAUGUCCUGUUUAUUGGCACAGAUAAUGGGAUUGUACUGAAAGUCAUCACCAUUUACAACCAGGAAACAGAAUCAAUGGAAGAAGUGAUUCUAGAAGAACUGCAAGUAUUCAAGGUUCCCGAUCCCAUUCUUUUCAUGGAAAUUUCUUCAAAAAGACAACAGCUCUAUGUUGGGUCAGGAUCUGUUGUGGCCCAAGUUAAAUUCCAUCAGUGCAAUGUGUAUGGUUCAGCUUGUGCUGACUGCUGCCUCGCGAGAGAUCCAUACUGCGCUUGGGAUGGAAUAUCUUGUUCCCGCUAUUAUCCCACAGGAUCACCUGCAAAAAGACGUUUCCGCAGACAAGAUGUUCGACAUGGAAAUGCAGCUCAGCAAUGCUCUGGACAACAGGGCACUGAAGAAGCUCUGGAUAAGACUGAAAAAAGAUUGGCUUAUGGUAUCGAAUACAACAGCACGCUUCUGGAAUGUACUCCACGAUCAUUGCAAGCCAAAGUCAACUGGUUGGUACAGAAAACACCAGAAGCAAUAAAGGAGGAGGUGAGGACGAAUGACAGAAUAAUCAAAAUGGACCUCGGCCUUUUGUUCUUGAGGCUGCACAGAAUGGAUGCUGGAACCUAUUUCUGUCAGACAGUGGAGCACAGUUUUGUCCACACAAUCCGCAAAAUCACCCUGGAAGUGUUGGAGGAAGAGCGGGUCGAAGAGAUGUUCCAUAAAGACUUGGAGGAGGACACAUCUCACAAAAUGCCUUGUCCUGUGCAGAGAUCUGUCUCCCAGCCCCCAAGACCUUGGUACAAGGAGUUCUUGCAGCUGAUUGGCUACAGCAACUUUCAGAGAGUCGAAGAGUAUUGUGAAAAGGUCUGGUGCACAGAUAAGAAAAGGAAAAGGCUGAAAAUGUCCCCAUCGAAGUGGAAGUAUAUCAACCCACAAGAGAAGGCGACCCGAGCUAAAUCAGAGCAUUAUCGCCCACCCAGGCAUGCAUUGGACUCCUGAUGGAAUGAUCUGCUGAUCUGUGGAAGAUUUGCAUUUGGACUUGAGAGAGUUGAAGGAAACCAUCCUUUUUUCUUUUGUGGUAACUAAGUUUCUAUGGUAACAAAGUGACUGGAAAGGCCUCAAAAUAAAUUAUACUGUGUACUUAAUACAAUUGUGUAAAGAUCAUAUCUAGUUGAGUAGUUCACUGUAUUGCUUAUGUAAAGUUCCACACAAAUGGUUGAAAAGACUACAGUGAUCAUAGUGUUUUGGCAGUUUUUUUAUGCCAAUUAUCUUUUCCCUUUUCAAAAGUGCAUUUCACUAUUGAAGAAAACUCCCUUAAAAAUUGGAGAGGAAAAGAAAUUCUGAAAUAUACAUCUAGAUUUCAAAACUUCUUAUUGCUUCUAAAAUGUGACAUACUAUCCGUUCAUUCACUUGUGUGGAAUAUUAGAGUUUUUAAAUUAUGUUUUAUGCCAGAUGUAGUGUUAUUUUUGUAAAUGAUGAGAGGAAAAAUGUAUUCAUUCUCAUGAAUGGUUCCCUUUAGUAAUCAUUUAUAAAGAUCAGAUUCAUGUUUCUGUUAUCAAAGCUAAAAAUUAAGUCUUGAAGUUACACUCAUGGAUGGAAUGAAUGGGGCUGGUGUAACUUCCAGAGAAGCUGAAACUAAAUUGGUAGAUCAAAUUCAAGUCAGAGUUGAAACACAGUUGUGGUUUAGAGGGGUGUGAUUUUUUUUCCUGUCCUCUUGUGAUAAAAUGAUUCUUCAAAAAUCCUUGAGUUCAAUCCAUGAAUCCAUGAAAUAUAUUAUACUUAAUUUUCAAGAGGCAGUCAUAUUAAAUGUCAGAUCUUUUAAAAUGUUCUUAUGGUUUGUCUUUAGGAACAUUCAUUUUAGAACAUCAAAACCAUCACCUCAUCCAGGAAAAGGUAAAACAGUAGAGAUUCAUUCAACUUUCACUUAACAUUUUCUGAAAAUUUUAGAUAUUCAUAACCUUGAAUUCAGUGUAUUUUAUAAGAGGGGAAAAGUACUUCAUAUUGGGAAGAAAAUCCUUACAUUGGAGGUCCAUGGAUACAAAAGGACUCAUUUUGUAUUUUGUACUCCAGGUAUGAGUUGAUAUCUAGGAUUUUUAGAUCACUUUUAAUUUGUUCUAAUACAGUGGACUUUUUAACAAUGCUCAAUUUAUUUCCUGUCUAUGUUCCUUCCCUUGUACUGGGCAAAUUCUUGUGGGGAAGAUCCUUUAUUGACAAAGUGAAACUUUGAGCUGAAAUGAGGGAUAAAAAGGUUUUUAAGGAGAUCCAGGAACUCAGUUUUGGAAAAUAAAAAAUGUAGGAGUUGAUGUUACAGUUGAUUUUAGUCUUCAGAGUAGUUGAUGGAUUGAAAUGAUUUAGCCCAAAUCAGAGAUGGUUCCUACAUUAUACUUUAAAAAUAAUUUCAAAUCUGAUAAUGGUUUAUAUAAUUAUAACCCCUAAAAAUUAUAAUAGCACAUGUGAAAUUUCUACCUUCAAAUUGUCAAGGAGUCCUUGCCAUUGGUAAAAAUGAUACUUCUUUGAAAAACAGAUUUGUCGUUUUCCUAAAAUUCCAUUGGAGGUCAUUCCCACCCACAGGGAUGCUGCUAAAACCUCACUGAAUAUUGGAGUCAUUAAUGCUCUAUGGCCCAGAAAUGUCUGUCCAGCUGGGAACAACAGAUUCAAGCCCAGACACUGAAAAUCACAUGUUUUCUUCCAGUAUCACUAAUGCCCAGAAUGCUGUAAAACACAUAUUGGAGUUUGAAAGUCUAUCUUUUAAAAAUAGAAGAACAAAAUUUCAUCUUAUCUUCAUAGUCAAAUAAGUGAGUAAAACACAUAAAUAGUGCCUUGUCACUCAAGUCCCAGAAACAAAUAUCAAUAUUUAAAAUUAUUCCUCUUAACUUUUUUGUGCCCCAAAAAAAUCCCAUCCUAGAUUUCACCUUUAAGAUGAGAGCCUUAGGGUAACAUAGGGCUGAGAGGGAGUGAGAUCCUCUUAUACGAAUUUGUAACAAAGGAUAUGACUAGAGGAAGGGAGAGAUCCGUAACUAGUGAGAGACAUUCUGCACCUUAUACUGUUCACUCUUAACCAUUCCACUUCACCCUAGCACGCCCAAAGGUUCUCUUGGUGUACGUUUGAGAGAAAAUAUUUGAAAGUUUGACACAUGAAAAUAUAGAGAAUUUCUCUUCAGUUGCAAAAGUCUCCAAGAUACAUAACUCAGAUAUUCUAGAGAGUCAUUCUAGGGACCUCAUUGAUGCAAGCAUUGCCUACACUGGCCGACUCAAAGAGUAAGUAGCUGUAUCUGUUUAGUAGUGACCAAGUAUGGAGAUAGGUUUCUUCACCCAGGUGUAGUAGGGGAUGAGGAGAAAGAGUUACUUUACUGUCAUGAAGUAGGUGAUGUGAUUUUCUUUUCUCACAAAGAGGUGUUUGGAGAUAUACAAACUGAUCUGGGGAAAAUUGGAUAAUUAUAUAUUUCUUAAUAUAGUGCUUCUAUUUGGAAGGGAAGAGGCCUUUGUGAGGACUGUGAGGAAUGCCCUAAUCAAGGGAAUUUUUGCAGAAAUGGCAUGAAACAAGACCUCUAGAAAAAGACAGAGAUUUCAUGUAGAAAAUGCCAUUGCCAAUAAAGUGCCAUCCACAAAUCUUUUCCAGUACAAAAUUAGUUGAAGGGCCAGGCUGUUCUUGCUCAGUAUUUAAAAUGUUUAGUAAAAUCUAAAUAGUGACUAUGAACAUUUAUAAAACUUGUAUAAAAAAUACGAUUUUUGUUUGAGCAUUGAAGCAACCACGAUAACUGUUUUUGUUCUAAAUAAUGAACUACCUUAACACAGUACUUUCCACAUUAAUUCAACAAGAAAAAUGUAUAGAUAGUUUCAAAGUAUUUGGGCUCCCAGUUGGAAAUAGAUUAGAGUGGCUUUAAAGUUAAGAUAUGUUAUUAUUUCAGUGGUGGAGUGCUGUGAUAGGGAGAACUAAAUACUUUAGUCAGCUGAACAACUAUUGCAUUUGCAUCAGAUUCAACUUCUAAACUCUCUACACAAACCACUUUGUAUUAUAUCAGUUAUUUAAAAUGCUGCCCUUUUCUCCAUGGGGUAGGGGAUUUUUUUUUAACUUUGGUUUCCAUUUUGAAUUGAAUGUAUCUUGUUUGUGUUUGAAAUGGCCUAAUAUAACAGUUCACUUUUUGGGUGUUUUUAUUCUAUAUGGCAUCUUUUGAUUUGCUUGGCUGGGAUUAUAACAGUGUGUGCAGUAGUAUUUAUUUUCUUUGAUUAGGAAAAGCCUAGAUGCUUGUGACUAUUUACUGACAGACUGCAAUGCGUUCUGGGUACUAUGACAUAGGUCUCCCAUAGGCUAUGUAUAAUUUGUAAUGUUCAAAUGCCAUUCUUUAUUUGGUUAAAUUUUGAAAAAAUAAUAAAUAUCUUCUGAGCCCUUUAA
Messenger RNA from Ornithorhynchus anatinus (platypus), 6012 nucleotides. RefSeq names its product semaphorin 3E (gene SEMA3E). The transcript has 17 exons. Gene Ontology annotation, biological process: neural crest cell migration; positive regulation of cell migration; axon guidance. The record is from RefSeq and is a predicted model, not a curated record. The coding region runs from base 300 to 2618 and encodes 772 amino acids. Gene Ontology annotation, molecular function: semaphorin receptor binding; chemorepellent activity. Lineage: Eukaryota; Metazoa; Chordata; Mammalia; Monotremata; Ornithorhynchidae.